AUGUCACCUAUCGCAAAUGCCGACAAGUCCAGGCAAACUUCCGCUGGGAAGUCCUUUUUUGGGAGAAAACUUUAUAAAGAAAAGCCAGCUGAUGACCGUUAUGAUGGGUAUGGAGGUUCUUACGACACUCUGGCACCACCUGGUAGCGCUACUGGUUCUCGCUCGUCCCGUUAUUCGAAACGGUCUUCAGUUCAAUCCAUUGAUAUGACCCAUGAUCUUGACCCGAGUUCCCUUGCUCCUACAGCUGGUGUUAUCACAUCUAUUCCUUUCGAAAGUCUUCCAUCUGAUACACGAACACCGAUACCUAUCGAUAGCAUGUCUCGGCCUGACUCCUCUUAUCGCUAUGAACCAUCACCCAACCAUAUCAGCAAAUCAGGCAGUGACUAUCACCAAUAUCCUACCUGGACUUCAACAUCUGCCCCAAAUGGGUACCAUCCUUCCGGUCCUAGGCCCCCACCCCAUGUCUCCAAUGUAACCAUGACCAGUAGCGCUUCGGGAGACCGUGGUAAUAGAUACCAACAAUGGAGCCGUCCUGGGAGUUCAGCAGCAAAUCCUGGCAUGGGCUAUUAUUCCUCAAUUGAUUCUUCAUCAAAUUCGCGCACAUCACUCGACCAGGCCAGUUUAUACUCAUCGCAUUCGUCUCACACGCGCGGCUCGAACCAAUUCUCCGAUACCACCCCUCGAGCUCUCACAAGCUCACAUUCAGAGCGGAGCAAUCUUCACCCCAGCAAUAGCAAUGGACGAUUGGCUAAUGCACAGGCUGCCUGGCAAGCUGCGCAGCCCGUUCCCGCAGCCGUACCUCGCCUGAAUGAUUACCUCACCCGCCCUAGAGAUGACCGUGUUGUCGACCAGCUAUUCCUAGACCUAAUGCACAAGCGAGGAUGGCAGAAUCUUCCUGAUCAGGCCAAGCGACAAAUGAUUUCAUAUCCUGCCUCUAAAAAGUGGACUUUGGUCCACCAGGAUCGAUUGACUGAGUUGCAAGGUGAGCAAAAGAGACGGCAAAACGCUCGCCAAACACAUGGUCAUGAUGGACUAUCUGGUUUGAUGGAACGCGCCGAUGAAGAAGGGAGUCCAGAGUGGUAUGUCAAGAAGGUGAUGGACGACUCGAUCACCUCUCAGCAGCUGUCCAGUCUGAGUGUCAGUUUGCGAACACAGCCCAUCGGCUGGGUAAAAGCCUUUAUCGAAGCACAGGGUCAAAUCGCCCUGACAAAUGUCCUUCUCAAGAUCAACCGGAGAAAGGCUUCUGGGCCCGUUCCUGCUCCCCCUAAUGGUGACAAAGACCUCGAACGCGAGCAUGAUAUUGCCAAAUGCUUGAAAGGUCUCAUGAAUAAUAAAUAUGGUGCGGACGAUGCUCUUGAGCACCAGGGAGUGCUCAUCGCAUUGGUUAGCUGCUUGUCAUCCCCGCGUCUGAAUACCCGGCGACUUGUCAGCGAGGUUCUCACUUUCCUUUGCCACUGGGGAGAAGGACAAGGCCAUCAGAAGGUUCUCCAGGCCAUGGAUAAAGUCAAGCAUGAUCACAACGAAACAGGCCGAUUCGAUGCCUGGAUGCGCAUCGUCGAGGUCACAAUCGAUGGUCGUGGUAAGAUGGGCAGCUUGGUCGGUGCCAGUGAAGAGUACCGCAGUGGGGGCAUCGGCAUGGAGAAUUCUCUGAUGGAAUAUGCUGUCUCGACAAUGAUCUUAAUUAACAUGUUGGUGGACGGUGCGGAGAACGACUUGCAGUUGAGAUGCCAUAUUCGAGCCCAGUUCAUCUCAUGUGGAAUCAAACGGCUUUUAACUAAGAUGGAGGGAUUCCAGUACGAGGUGAUUGACAAACAGAUCGAGCGCUUCCGUGACAACGAGGCCAUUGAUUAUGAAGAUCUGCUCCAGAAAGAGGGCGGCAGCAUGAAGGACAGUGUCGAAGGCGAGGUCAAGGACAUGAGCGAUCCUCUACAAAUCGCGGAUGCAAUUGCGACCAAGAUCAAUGGAACUCGAGCUCAUGACUACUUCCUAUCAGCUAUGCAGCAUAUGCUACUGAUCCGAGAGAAUUCCGGUGAAGAAGGUCUACGAAUGUUCCAGCUGGUGGAUGCCAUGAUGAGCUAUGUGGCCAUGGAUCGAAGGCUUCCUGACCUCGACCUGCGACAGGGACUAAAUUUUACUGUACAAAGCCUUCUCGAUCGGCUUCAUACUGAUGCUGAGGCGCGGCGUGUGUAUGAUGAAUCCUUAGAAGCGCGCCAGAUUGCUGAGGCUGCCAUUGCUGAGCGUGAUGAAAUGAAAGCUCAAGUAGAACUCGGUGCUGAGGGUCUAGUCAAGAAGCUUCAGAAACAAAUUGAUGAACAAGCCGGGAUAAUUGAGCUCCAAGGGCGACAAACCGAGACCCUGAAGGCUGAGGUCGCAGAAGUCCAGCAACUACGUGCUCAAGAACUGCAACGCAACGAAUUGGAGACUCGAGAACUUUAUCUGAUGCUCCGAGAUGCCCAGGAUAUUGCAGCAUCAAAUGCACGCAAGAAUGCCAACUCCACGGAUCCAGCGGAUAUAACACAAAUGCCUGGUAUCAUGGAUAGGGAGCGGCUUAUGGAACGUCUCGAGCGUCAAUUAGAGAGAACAAAAACCCAAUUCAAGCUUGAAGGCAAGGUCUGGGGACAUCAUGGACCAUCCGAUCGCUUGCGGGAGCUACGUGAGAAGAUGGAUGGGGAGUUUGAUUCUAACAUGGAGUUUGCCGAGCAAACCCGUCUCAAUCUCGAUCCAAAUUCCCUAAAAUCUGUCCAUCGCAAGCGAAGCUACGUGCCUGGGUCCGAACUGGCUCCGGGUGUGCCGUCUCCUGUGGAAGAGGAUGACGAGGCAGUAUAUGAAAAGCCUCGCUUAGUUGAAUAUCACCGUCCACGCAUGAACCCUGCUCAGGCAACUGGAUUGCUUGGCGAGCUAGCUUCCAAGGUGCCUAAGUAUGAUGAAGACCCUGAAUCUCCCGGCUCUAAGGAAGGGGCUCUAGAGACUCCUUCAGAAGAUAUCGCUGAAGAUUCUGUUCCUACUGAAGUGACAAAGCUGGGAUUCCACCCCCUCCUCCACCCCCGCCCCCGCCAGGAGCCAGUGGGAUACUCCCUCCUCCACCCCCCUCCAGGGGGUGCCAAGGCCAUUCCCGGUCUCCCUCCUCCACCUCCCCCUCCCGGAGGCAAAGCUGGUGGUCUUCCUCCACCUCCCCCUCCCGGAGGCAAAGCUGGUGGUCUUCCUCCACCUCCCCCUCCCGGAGGCAAAGCUGGUGGUCUUCCCCCACCGCCGCCUCCUCCGGGAGUUACUGGAGGAUUUGGUGCCCCUCCACCACCACCACCACCCCCGCUCCCCGGAGCCGGUGGCUUUGGACUUCCCCCUCCACCGCCUCCCAGCGUUCCCUUGGGUGCUGGCUGGAGACCUUCAUACUUGGUUGGUGAUUCUGUUUCCGCCACAACCCACAUGCCAUCUAUUAGACCGAAGAAGAAGCUCAAGGCUCUGCAUUGGGACAAGGUUGAUACUCCUCAAGUGACAGUUUGGGCUGCCCACGCACCAACUGCCGAAGAAAAAGAAGAGAAAUAUACCGAUCUAGCCAAGAGAGGUGUCUUGGAUGAGGUUGAGCGUUUGUUCAUGGCCAAGGAAACUAAGAUCUUUGGAACCAGUACCGCAGCAAAACAGCGAAAGGACAAAAAACAGAUCAUUUCCAAUGACUUGUCAAAGAACUUCCAGAUUGCUCUUUCCAAGUUCUCUCAAUUUCCCCCUGAUGAUGUGGUCCGCCAGAUCAUUCACUGUGAUCUCGAAAUUCUCGAUAAUAUGGUUGUAAUGGAUUUCUUGCAGCGAGAAGAAAUUUGUACCAUUCCUGAGAAUGUCUCUAAGCUCAUGGCGCCGUAUAGUCGAGACUGGACUGUUCCCGGUGCUGCCAGUUCUGAACGCGAGCAGGACCCCAAUGAACUCACUCGCGAGGAUCAGAUCUAUCUCGCUACUGCUUAUGAGCUGAAUCACUACUGGAAAGCGAGAAUGCGUGCCCUUGCAUUGACUAGAACGUUUGAACCCGAGUAUGAAGAUAUUUCAAUGAAGCUGCAGGAUGUUGUCGCCGUCAGCGAGUCCUUGCGUGAUUCUGUGGCUCUGAUGAAUGUUCUCGGACUGAUUUUGGAUAUUGGUAACUUCAUGAACGAUGCCAAUAAACAGGCUCAGGGUUUCAAGCUGAGUUCCCUUGCACGUUUGGGUAUGGUGAAAGAUGACAAGAAUGAGACCACAUUCGCCGAUUUGGUCGAGCGCAUUGUGCGCAACCAAUACCCGGAGUGGGAGGGUUUUAGUGAUGAAAUCAGUGGUGUUGUGAAUCUGCAGAAAAUUAACGUGGACCAACUAUGCACCGAUGCCAAGAAGUACAUCAGCAACGUUAAGAACGUGCAAUCCAGCUUGGAUGCAGGUAACCUGAGCGAUCCCAAAAAGUUCCACCCUCAAGAUCGCGUUAGCCAAGUUGUUCAGCGAAGUAUGAAGGAUGCCCGGCGGAAAGCCGAGCAGCUGCAACUUUAUUUGGAUGAGAUGGUCAAGACCUAUGAUGAUAUCAUGAUUUUCUAUGGCGAAGACAAUACCGAUGAGAAUGCCCGUCGAGAAUUCUUUGCAAAAUUGGCUGCGUUCUUGAUUGAGUGGAAGAAAUCAAGAGAGAAGAACAUCGGAAUCGAGGAAUCGAGAAAACGCACUGAACAAUCUUUGGCACGCAAACGUGUCAAUAUCAAUCUAGCAAAUAGUGCAACUGGCAUUUCCGAGACGCCAACUUCACCUGCUGCAAGUGGUGCUAUGGACUCACUGCUUGAGAAGUUGCGAGCCGCCGCACCUCAAGCUAGGGAUCAACGAGAUCGUCGCCGUCGUGCCCGUCUUAAGGAACGACACCAGGUGCGUGUCGCCUCUGGUCAGAAACCUCCUGAUCCGGAUGAAGAAGGCGAUGCCGCAAAACAACCGGCUGAUGGUGAGACAAACGCUGAUCAAGAUGGUCUUCUGAGUCCUCCGUUUACUGAGGGCGGAGAAGAGGAUACUAAGGAGGCCCAGGUUUCCGAAGGUGAGGACGUAGCAGACCGCGCCGCCAGCUUGCUCAUGGGCCUGAGGAGUAACUCUGAUGCGAAUGGCGAACGUCAGAGACGCCGAAGAGAAAGUGCUGAUGAAGAGCGUCGAAAUCGACGGAUGAGAAGGCGCAAUGGUGCAACCAGCGGAAGCAAAGACGGUACAGAUGGGGGUCUCUCAGCAGUUCCAGAACCUACUUCUCCUUCGCAACAUGAUCCGCUCGGUACUGAAGACCGAGCACUUCCCAGCCCUCCACCCGACGAGUCACAGUCAUCAGCGCCUCCUUCUAUCAUUGUUUCAGAAGAGUAUGAUGCGCCAUCAGAAGAACCACUAGCUGAUGGGUCCUUAACCAGUCAUCCGAUCGAAUCAUCGGAUUAA
Molecule: messenger RNA, 5400 nt
Organism: Penicillium taxi
Lineage: Eukaryota; Fungi; Ascomycota; Eurotiomycetes; Eurotiales; Aspergillaceae
Product: formin sepA
Exons: 4
Coding region: 1-5400 (1799 amino acids)
Biological process (GO): mitotic actomyosin contractile ring assembly; barbed-end actin filament capping; actin filament bundle assembly
Cellular component (GO): mating projection tip; cell division site
Molecular function (GO): small GTPase binding; actin binding
Source: RefSeq, a predicted model, not a curated record